AUGGUUCGAGAGAAAGUAAAAGUAUCUACUCGGACACUACAGUGGAAGUGUGUUGAAUCAAGAACAGACAGUAAGCGUCUUUAUUAUGGACGUUUUAUUCUGUCUCCACUUAUGAAAGGUCAAGCCGACACAAUAGGCAUUGCGAUGCGAAGAGCUUUGCUUGGAGAAAUAGAAGGAACAUGUAUUACACGUGCAAAAUCUGAGAAAAUACCACAUGAAUAUUCUACCAUAGUAGGUAUUCAAGAAUCAGUACAUGAAAUUUUAAUGAAUUUGAAAGAGAUUGUAUUAAGAAGUAAUCUGUAUGGAACUCGCGACGCCUUUAUUUGUGUCAAAGGUCCCGGAUAUGUAACUGCUCAAGACAUCGUUUUACCGCCCUCUGUGGAAAUCGUUGAUAAUACACAGCAUAUAGCUAGCCUAACGGAGCCAAUUGAUUUGCGUAUUGGAUUACAAAUCGAGAGAAAUCGAGGAUAUGGUAUAAAAACGCCAAAUAACUUUCAAGACGGAAGUUAUCCUAUCGAUGCUGUAUUCAUGCCUGUUCAAAAUGCGAAUCAUAGUAUUCAUUCUUAUGGGACUGGGAAUGAAAAACAAGAGAUACUUUUUCUAGAAAUCUGGACAAAUGGAAGUUUAACUCCUAAAGAAGCACUUCACGAAGCCUCCCGAAAUUUGAUUAAUUUAUUUAUUCCUUUUCUACAUGCGGAAGAAGAAAAGUUCUAUUUAGAGAACAAUCAACACAAGGUUACUUUACCCUUUUUUCCUUUUCAUGAUAGAUUGGCUAAACUAAGAAAAAAGAAAACAGAAAUAGCAUUUCAAUAUAUUUUUAUUGACCAAUUAGAAUUGCCUCCCAGAAUCUAUAAUUGUCUCAAAAAGUCCAAUAUACAUACAUUAUUGGACCUUUUAAAUAACAGUCAAGAAGACCUUAUGAAAAUUGAACAUUUUCGCACAGAAGAUGUAAAACAGAUAUUAAGCAUUCUAGAAAAGAAAUAG
Carica papaya (papaya) is the source of this 984-nucleotide messenger RNA. Lineage: Eukaryota; Viridiplantae; Streptophyta; Magnoliopsida; Brassicales; Caricaceae. The record is from the annotation of a RefSeq genome assembly.